Messenger RNA from Astyanax mexicanus (Mexican tetra), 2108 nucleotides. It is a transcript of the gene wsb2, whose product is annotated as WD repeat and SOCS box containing 2. The transcript has 9 exons. Lineage: Eukaryota; Metazoa; Chordata; Actinopteri; Characiformes; Acestrorhamphidae. The coding region runs from base 89 to 1342 and encodes 417 amino acids. Gene Ontology annotation, biological process: intracellular signal transduction. Gene Ontology annotation, molecular function: protein binding. The record is from RefSeq and is a predicted model, not a curated record.
GUUACUGAGACAGCAAGAUCACACUGUACACACACACACACACACACACACACACAGCCUGCACCUAUCAGAUGAUCACAGCAGCGCGAUGUGUACUGCCUCUGAUCUCCCGGCAGCAGAAGAUCCUGAUGAGCUGCUCGUAGAGCUGAAGCCCACCCGGCCCGCGCGCCUGUACGGAUCCGCGGGCUGCGAGACCUGGAGCGCGUGCUUCUCCCCGGACGGCUCGCGCUUCGCCUGGUCUCUGGGCCACGGUGUCGUUAAGGUACUGCCCUGGCCCCUGCCACUGCCCCCGCCACCGUCCCCGCCACUGUCCUGCGACCGUAAUGCUGAGGCUCCUGGUAGCAGUGAGGAGAAAACGUUGCAGUGUGAACAGAACGUGUGGGGGAUGGCGUUUGGUCCUCAACCGGCCAAUCGUACGAGAGCUGAAGGAAGUUGUGGGGUUACAGAGGACCUGCUCCUGGCGACGGGCCUCACUAACGGAGUGAUAAAGGUGUGGCUGGUCUCCACUGGACGGUUAAUGUUCAGUCUAACAGGACACACGUCGGUGGUGAGAGAUUUAGCCUUCGCUCCGAACGGAAGUCUCACUCUUGUCUCAGCCUCCAGAGACAAAACACUGAGAGUCUGGGACUUGUCCAUGAAAGGUACACCAUCCCACGUGCUGACUGGGCCAAAGAACUGGGUGUUCAAAUGCUCCAUAUCUCCAGAUAGCAGCAUGAUGGCCUCAGUCUGUAAUCUCGACUCUAAAGCGUAUCUGUGGAGCAUGAGAUCCUACACCCUCAUCCGGAACCUGAAAUAUGAUCACGAGCGGACCAUGGUAUCAUGUGAUUUCUCUCUGGAUGGAGCGCUGCUGGCGAUUGGCUCUUUUCAUUCCACUACAGGCUGGUGGCUGGACCUGUGGGACCCCUACACUGCUGAUCAGCUGACCAGAGUGGAGGACUGUGAUGUGUGUGUGUACAGAAAAGACAAUCUAUUGACGGCGUUAAGCUUCUCUCCUGUAAACCUGCAACUGGCUUUUAAAGACUACAGGGCGUUGCAGGUUUGGGACAUGGAACAAGAUAAACUGGUCCUGGAGGCGGACCACAACCGAGUCAGCGGCCUGUGCUGCGCCUUCCACCCACAAGGCAGCGCUAUAGCCACGGGGUGUCGGGACGGACAUGUGAAGUUCUGGAGAGUUCCUCGUCUGGUUCCCAGCCUGAGGAACCUGUGUAGGACGGCCCUGAGGCACUCGGUGUCCACCUUCCAAGUGACUGCUUUACCCCUCCCUAAGAAAAUUCUGGAAUUCCUCACCUACAGAGACAUAGCGAAGAAAAAGAUCCUGCGCUGCAGUGAACAUUAUAGAUGAGAAGCACAUUAUUCGUAGCAUCUAAUGAAGGACCUUGCUUUUAAAACUUGAAGAGAUAAUAUAACUUACAGGGAGCAUUCAGACAUGGAAAGGACACAAAGAGUGCAAGAACAAAUAUUUAUUGACAUUUUACAUACAUAAUACAUACACUGCUGCUAUAAAACUGCAAGAAGGUGGAUAUUUAACUGAAAGUACUGAAAUUUUGCACUUUAUUUUAUUUAUUUAACUUUUUUUUAAUGGAACUCAGCACAAAAUCCAUCCAACAGUCUCAACAGAAGAACAACCAACAAACCCAACAUGUCUGUGGUGCUCAGAUGUCAUGGGUUGAAAUAAGGCUUUAAAGAGGACUGGCACGCUGAUGACUAGCCUAGCUUAGCUUAGCUUAGCCUAGCCAUCACUGACCACUAUGUCUCUAACUGCCUGGAAAGCCGCCACCAUCGAGCUCAGCUGAAUCUUCUCGUUGGUUCCGGAUGCAAGACGAUACCUGAAACAGAGCAAAAACUACUGAAACGACUGCACUACAAUAAUUUAUCACUUCUUACGCACAAAAAUAGUAUUUUAAUUACUACGCACUAUUAUGUUUAGCUUAUUAUGACGUAGAUUUUUUUUGUUGUAUACUGGGGUUAGGCCUGUCCCAAUAACCCUCUUUAUGUUAGACAAUAUAUUAAGAAAAAAAAAAACAAUACUGUGAUUUAAUGAAACUCGACUGAUCAUUAGUGAUGUAUAGAAUAUUAUGCAACCAAAAUCAUAAAUCAAUUUCCUUGUA